Molecule: messenger RNA, 780 nt
Organism: Hyaloperonospora brassicae
Lineage: Eukaryota; Oomycota; Peronosporomycetes; Peronosporales; Peronosporaceae
Source: the annotation of a GenBank genome assembly
AUGUUCGAAGCGCGUCUGCCCCAGGGCCGCGUCGUUAAGCUCAUCGUCGAGGCCAUGAAGGACCUCAUCUCCGAGGGCAACAUCGACUGCACCAAGUCGGGCCUCGCGCUCCAGUCCAUGGACGGCUCGCACGUGUCGCUCGUGUCGCUGCUGCUGCGCGCCGAAGGCUUUGAGCACUACCGCUGCGACCGCAACAUUUCGCUCGGGGUGCAGACCGCGUCGCUGGCCAAGAUCCUCAAGUGCUCGGGCAACGACGACGCCCUCUCGCUCUCGGCCGAAGACAAUGGCGACGCGCUCAACAUUAUGUUUGAAGCCACGUCGGGCGACCGCGUGUCGGACUUUUCGCUCAAGUUGAUGGACAUUGACAGCGAGCACUUGGGCAUUCCCGGGACCGAGUACGUGGCCACUGUGCGCAUGCCGUCGGGCGAGUUCCAGCGCAUCUGUCGCGACCUGCAGACAAUGGGCGACACGUGUACGAUCGCUGUGGGCAAAGAGGGCGUCAAGUUCUCUGUCUCGGGCGACUUGGGCGCGGGCAACAUCACGCUCAAGAACAACACAGCGGCCGAGAAGGAGAACGACCGCGUCAUCAUCACGAUGGAGGAGCCCGUGGAGCUCACGUUUGCGCUCCGGUAUUUAAACAUGUUUGCCAAGGCCACGCCGCUGUCGGAGACCGUGACGCUGAGCAUGUCGCCCGGGAUCCCCGUCGUUGUCGAGUACGCGAUCGGCGACAUGGGCUACAUGCGGUUCUACCUCGCGCCCAAAGUCGAGGAAGACGACUGA